Molecule: messenger RNA, 470 nt
Organism: Pediculus humanus corporis (human body louse)
Lineage: Eukaryota; Metazoa; Arthropoda; Insecta; Psocodea; Pediculidae
Product: cutile protein, putative
Exons: 3
Coding region: 1-297 (98 amino acids)
Source: RefSeq, a predicted model, not a curated record
AUGGAUGGCAUUAUCAGUUUUUCAACAACCAGAGAAACAACCAAACAAACCAAUACCAAAAUGUUCAAAUUCGCCGUUUUCUUGGCUCUUUUGGCUGUCGCCAUUGCCGCUCCAGGAUAUUUGGGAGGUGGAUUAGGAUACGGAGUCGGAUACGGAGUCGGUGGUUUUGGAGUCGGAGUCGGACACGUUGCCGCUCCACUCGUUGUUCCACGUGUUCACGUUGCUCCACUCGCUGUAGGAUACGGUUACGGUCACGGACAUCUCGGAUACGGAGGAUUCGGACACCACUUCGGUUAAAUAUGUUUUUAAAUUAAUUUACGGAUUAUUUUGGAAAACCCGUUCAAAAUAAAAACCUGUUCCAUUCUCAAUCAGAAAACAUUUACAACAACAACCAUAACCACAACAACUUUUGAAUUUAUAUGCUACUAAAUUUCAAUAAAUAAAACAGUUUUUUUUGGGCUUUUUUUUUU